Molecule: messenger RNA, 1260 nt
Organism: Penicillium malachiteum
Lineage: Eukaryota; Fungi; Ascomycota; Eurotiomycetes; Eurotiales; Aspergillaceae
Product: heme-dependent oxidative N-demethylase family protein
Exons: 5
Coding region: 1-1260 (419 amino acids)
Source: RefSeq, a predicted model, not a curated record
AUGGCGAUAGCGACAGACUCCCUACGAGGGAGCUUUACUCCAAGCAAGGAUACGAUAGGUGUUUUCCUGGUUUUGAAUAUUUGUGCAUACAUCAUUACCAUUGUGGUCCGAAAAUGGAAUGCGUCCAAUAAAGCACCCAGGCCUUCUACUCCAGACCUGGAGAAGUCUACAUCAAGACCAGGUGCCAGAGAAAAGGUUAUCAGGAAGCCCGGAGAAUGGACACCGUCUGAUUUCAAGAGACCAACUGCUGCCCCAUACCCUGACUGGGAUGUUCACACUUCGAAGCCCAUUCCCUACCGACCAUUUCGAUAUGGCCCGAAUUAUUUCACGACAAUGGGCCUACGGAGUAUGAAAUGGGAUGAAUGGAUAGAACUCGAUAAUCAUUACCUCAAGUAUCAUGCCGACAAAUCCAAGCGCAUCGAAGAACGCGGCGAGAAGUGCUACAGAACAGCACCCGAAGCCAUGGACGCCGCGAUAGAACUACUAGAAGAGCUCUGCAAUUACCUACCCGAGCGAUAUCCCAACAUGUUCCAGAAAACACCAACUGGAAUAACCAACACAGUAACCCACGAAACAUUCAAUAUAACUCAACGCCCACUUCCAGAAGACCCAAUGGCAACAGCUGCAAGGCUCGUCCAAGAUGACCUCGCCAUAAUGAUUGAGAGACCAGACGGUGAAUACUACCUCCUAGCAGGAGCGAUCCUCCUCGCGGGAUUCUGGCGACUAAGCGAUAAAUUCGGGAUGUCAUUAGAAAAAAUUCACACAUCCGGUGACGUGCCUCAAUUCCGUGAGAAGUUGCAGCGCGGUAUGACAAACUUCUUCCGUCGUCUUCGACCUGAGGAACCUGUUCUUCGCAAUAAUUACUUUAUCCAGGUAGAUGACCAGCUGGCUUGGUCACCUAGUAUUGGAUCUGAAGACUCGGAAGAGGUAUCAUGGAAUACGGCGGAGAAGAAUCGAGCGAUUGAGCAUCAUUUCUUCCGAUCUGAGCGACAGUCUCUCAGAAGAUUACCGCGGUCUGGUGGGGUGGUCUUUACUAUUCGCACGUAUUUUGAGCCCGUCACCGAGAUUGUUAAGGAGCCGUAUGUUCCGGGACGGUUGGCGUCUGCUGUUCGGAGUUGGGGAGAUGAUGUUUCGAGGUAUAAGGGGAAGGAAAAGUAUGCGGAGGUUUUGUUGGAAUAUUUGGACGCGAAGCAUGCGGAACAGGUUGCUGCUGGGUUGGAUCUUGGGAAGGAGGAUGAGAUGCGGAGUUAUCCAAUGUGA